UGCCAAUUCGCAUUUGCAUGAGCCGGGGGCGUCGUUGCUGAUACCGAUCACUUAAAUUUAAAUCCAUCCCCAAACGAAAGUGAAAUUCUGAGUGUUUGAAGUAAAACUGAAUUAUUUUAUUUUCGAAAUGGCCAGUGUAUUAAGUGCUAUUAUUUUCGUCGCGUUCCUGGGCCUGAGCUUAGCUGCUGACGAAGGCUUCGUGGUGCCAUCUAUUGAGUUCAAGCCCAUCACAAAAUUGGCCGACGAUAUUCCCACCUGCCGCCAGAAAGACAGCGACAUUAAUGAGUGCAUCAGGCAGGGCUUUCAGCAGCUGACGCCUCGCCUGAAAACCGGCAUCAGCGAUCUGAACAUACCGCCGAUGGAUCCCUUUCUGCUGGGCAAAAGCUCCUACAACUACAACUCGGGCAUACUGCAGGGUCGCAUUGCCAUGAGGAAUGUGCUGGUUCAUGGCCUGAGCGAAGGUAUUGUCGACAAGGUGGACUACCGGCAAAAGAACAAUCGCGUACGCAUGGAUAUGCUAAGCCAUGUGCCUCAACUGCUGGCAGAGGGCGCCUACAAGGCGGACAUCAAACUGAACGACAUGAAGAUAACUCCAAAGGGCACCUUCAAUAUUACGCUAACCGACGUCAGCAUGAAAACCCGCGCCUUGGGCGAACUAUACGAGCGCGACGGUCACACCUAUCUGCGUCUGACUAAGCUCGAGACUGAGCCCAAAGUGGGUGACAUGCGCAUCUAUGCCAAUGGCCUGGUGCCCGACCCGGCGCUGAAUGAUGUCAUACUGGAUUUCAUCAACCAAUACUGGCAACAGCUAUAUCAGGCUAUGCUCCCCGAAACAAUGGCCAUUUGGGAGCCCAUACUGCUCAAAGUGGGCAAUGAUUUCUUUGCCGCACUACCCUUCGACUUGAUUGUCACUAAGGAUUAGGCAUGUGGCCGUCAAAGAUUUGAGUCGGCUUCUUUUCGAAUUAUGGUUAUAUGCUUUGUUCAUGGUGUUUAUUUAGUUUGUAUUCAAAUAAAAUGAUUAAAGAAAUUUCAAUGAAA
Drosophila virilis is the source of this 1038-nucleotide messenger RNA. RefSeq names its product Juvenile hormone binding protein 14 (gene Jhbp14). NCBI's taxonomy places the organism in Eukaryota, Metazoa, Arthropoda, Insecta, Diptera, Drosophilidae. The record is from RefSeq and is a predicted model, not a curated record.